Molecule: messenger RNA, 3051 nt
Organism: Brassica oleracea var. oleracea
Lineage: Eukaryota; Viridiplantae; Streptophyta; Magnoliopsida; Brassicales; Brassicaceae
Exons: 4
Coding region: 1-3051 (1016 amino acids)
Molecular function (GO): nucleic acid binding; RNA-DNA hybrid ribonuclease activity
Source: RefSeq, a predicted model, not a curated record
AUGGAAGCAAAGAAGAUCGGGCGUUUUGUAUAUGACAAAAGAUGGAGCAAUAAGCCAGAAUUCUUGGAACUUGUACGUAAGGGGUGGAACUUGUCGCAGAGUAACCCGCUGGGCACGGUCUCAGAGCGCAUCGCAUCGUGCAGAAAAUUACUCUCCAAAUGGAAGCGUAAUGAGGCCAGUAACUCAAGGAAGAUGAUUACAAAUCUCAGAGUUGAAUUGGAGGAAGAAGAGGAAAAGAUGGCCCCUAGCAUGCACAUGAUUGUCUACCUGAAGUUGGAACUUGCUAAAUUGUUUCAAGAAGAGGAGGAGUAUUGGAAGACUAAAAGCAAGAACAACUGGUUGCAAUCGGGAGAUAAGAACACUAAAGUCUUCCAUGGGUGGGCCAAGACUAGAAAGAUGAAGAACAACAUUUCAAGUCUCACAGACACUAAUGGAGUAGAACAUACUUCCGAAGAAGCCAAAGGUGACAUAGCGAUAAAGUACUUCUCGGAGUUAUUUGCUUCAUCACAACCUUCUGAUGCAUCUGAGCUUCUUCGAGACUUCGCCCCACGGGUUACAGAUAGGAUGAAUGAGAACCUGACAAAACCAGUCUCUGAUGCAGAAAUAAAGAGAGCUGUGAAAGCGAUAAAGAGUGAUAGCUCGCCAGGGGCAGAUGGGAUGACAUGCCACUUUUUUCAGAAAUUCUGGUCCAUUACUGGUGAUCAGAUUGUGGCAGAGGUGAAAGGUUUUUUUCAGGAUGGGGCUAUACCACAAGAUUGGAACUACACGCAGCUCUGCUUACUGCCGAAGAAGCCCAACCCUUCUCUCAUGACUGAUCUACGGCCUAUCAGCCUCUGCGCGGUUACUUACAAGAUCGUAUCAAACAUCUUAUGCGCGCGCUUAAAAAUCAUUCUUCCUCUCCUGGUUUCACCAACUCAAGGAGCCUUUGUUGCAGACAUAUGGGAAGAUCACACCAUAACGUGGAAUACGACAAGGCGACCCAUUGUCUCCCUUCUUGUUCAUUUUAUGUGGAGAAGCACUAGUACAUGUGAUGAACCGUGCAGAGUUGGAAGUCUCCUUCUCUGCCAAGCGACGCUGAAAGAGUGCGCGAACUUCCUACGAUGUUUGGAGCUGUAUGGUAAAGCUUCGGGGCAAGAGAUCAACUUUCACAAAUCUUCGAUCACGUAUGGUGCUGAUAUCGAUGAAGUAACGAAACGCCUGCUCGCUGAGCUCCUGGAAAUCGAGAAUGAGGGUGGAGCUGGGACUUACUUGGGACUCCCAGAGUGCUUCAGUGGGCCGAAACAGCAGUUACUAGCCUUUAUAGGUGAGAAACUUGGUAAAGACUUAGCGGGUGGUAUGCCAAAACGCUUUCUCUUAGGGGAAAGGAGACUGACAAAACAUCAUUGCCAUAAGAUCAUGAGUGCUAUGGCGGCUUUCUGGUGGAAUGAGUGUAGUGACAAGAAAAAGAUACACUGGGUGUCUUGGCCAAAGCUAUGCAUGCCUAAAGAGUUUGGUGGUCUAGGCUUUCGGGACAUUGAAGAUUUUAACCAGGCAUUACUGGCUAAACAAGCGUGGAAGCUCCUAAACGAGCCGCAAAGUCUGUUGGCACAGGUCUACAGAGGAAAAUACUAUGCCAACAAGGAUUUUUUGGAGUGUGGUAAGGGCUAUAAACCUUCUUAUGCUUCGAGAAGUAUCCUGUUUGGACGAGAGCUGUUGGUAAAGGGUCUCAUUAGGUCGAUUGGCAAUGGGAGAUUGACAUUAGUUUGGGGUGAGAAGUGGAUCAUGGAUGAUGUCCCGCGACGUCCUGUUAAUCGACAGAUUCUUAUUGAUAGCAACCUCAAGGUAUCAUCACUGAUUGAAAGUUCGGGGGAGUGGAACAAUACAAAGCUAACAGAACUCUUCCCUUCUAAUGAGGUUCUGAGAAUCAAGCAAUUGGUACCAGGAGAAGUUAAUGAUUGCUAUGUCUGGCCCUACACAAGACAUGGAGCCUACACGGUCAAAACUGGGUAUGAAAAGUUGGCUAAAGCUAAGACAUUGCUGGCCGGACCUAUUACUCCUGAAGAACAGACGAGGAAUUUGUUGAAAAGGAAAAUUUGGAAGACCCCUACACUGCCAAAGAUUCGAAUGUUUCUAUGGCGUGCAGUGUCAGGAGCUUUAGCUCUGGCGGAGCGCUUAAAUUCCAGAGGUCUUGGUGUGGAUAAUCUCUGCAAACUUUGCCAAGGAGGGCCUGAAAACAUAAAUCACGUCCUGUUCCAGUGCGCAGUAGCCUCCAGGUUAUGGUCUGAUGCAGGAAUUCCUCUCCCAGCUGCGUCCAUAAAGAGAUCUUUUGAAGAAAAUCUAAGCUUUGCUUUCAAUGUUAUGGAGGACAUGACUAGAUCGAGGACGAUAACACGCUCUGUACCUUGGUUACUGUGGUUAGGAUGGAAGAACAGGAACUCCAUUAUGUAUGCUGAAACUCAGGAAUCUACAGAGAGACUACUUAGAGACAUGGUAGAUGAAGCUGAACAAUGGUUUAAGCUGAACAACGUUCUGACUCCGGACAUAGAUGGGAGAGCUUGCUUGCAAAGUGGUGAUAGCUGGUCUCCACCAGAGGAGGGGAGGAUCAAAUGCAAUAUCCAUGCGAAUUGGAGGAAUGCAUCGCUCCAUAGUGGGAUAGCUUGGAUUGCAAGAGAUCACUAUGGGAAAGUGAUACAUCAUACACGAGAUGCGAUUGUUAAUGCUCCAAACAGAUUGAUAGCGGAGAUCCGAUGUGUGAUUUGGACUUUGACGAGCUUGAGCGAUCUAGGAGUCACAAACGUUAUCAUUGCGUCGGACUACAAUGAGGUAAUGGAAGCUAUUAAGUUACCGCUACAAUGGCCUCGUUACAGGGCGUUGUUGCAUCAGAUAACGAAGCUCAAAGAAAAUUUUGUUACAAUUACUUUUGAGGGAGAGACAAUACAGACAAACGGGAUUGCUCGAGACAUAGCGAGAAGUGUUCUGAGAGAUGGACGGUUUCAAUCUUACCUAGCUCUAGGGGGUCCUUCUUGGCUUCAGGACCGGAUUGCAAGAGAAGAGACGAGAAGCAGAGACUAA